AUGCAUGUAUCUCUGACUAUAUUUCAGGAGAGGUUUGCGUUAUCUGCUUUGUUGGAUCGAGCCACAUCUUAUGUAAAUCAACUGAAAGAAAAAAUUGAAGAACUGAAGAAAAGGAAGGAACAAGUACAACUCCAAGGUGAUGGAGAUGCCAUUGAAGACCAGAGACAGAGGGGUGGCUUGAUGUUACCAGUACUUUCUAUUAGAGAGGUGGGUUCAACUUUGGAGAUAAAUUUGAUAACUGGGAUGAACGUGAAUCAGAGCUGCAUGUUGAAUAAAAUUUUCAGACUUCUUCAGGAGGAAGGUGCUCAAGUUGUCAGUGCUAGCUACUCAACUGUGGGUUCAAGGACAUUCUAUUCUGUUUAUUCACAGGCUUUGUAUUCAAGAAUUGGCGUAGACACUUCCCGAAUAAUUGAAAAAUUGCAGACUUUGGUGAAUCCUGUUGCUCAGCAAUUACUUGGUUGAAUUGAAACUGAGAUGGGCAUGCGAAUGCAGUGCAUAUUUUCCUGUUUUUUGUGUGCGUUUAAUUUGGUGUUUUUCUACUGUAUUUUUUUUUAUCUAGGGUGAAUCCCACUUU
Ilex paraguariensis (yerba mate) is the source of this 574-nucleotide messenger RNA. Lineage: Eukaryota; Viridiplantae; Streptophyta; Magnoliopsida; Aquifoliales; Aquifoliaceae. The record is from the annotation of a GenBank genome assembly.